Messenger RNA from Diaporthe batatas, 552 nucleotides. RefSeq lists its product as uncharacterized. The coding region runs from base 1 to 552 and encodes 183 amino acids. The transcript is spliced from 2 exons. The record is from RefSeq and is a predicted model, not a curated record. NCBI's taxonomy places the organism in Eukaryota, Fungi, Ascomycota, Sordariomycetes, Diaporthales, Diaporthaceae.
AUGAAGCUUGCAACCAGCACUAUCACUUUGCUCCUUUCCAUCCUGCUGACCGUCUCAGCUGCUCCAAUUCAGCGAGAUGUGUCAGCGCUGGAAGGAGCAUCGCCAGAAGGAGUCGUCCCAGUCGUCGGUGCCCGGGACGCCAGUAUCGAGGCCGAUUCCGAAGCCAGCAUGGCCUCUGAGACUGAUGGUUCCUUCGGAGACGCCUUGAGUGCCGACGAGGUCUCACAGUACGAGGAGCGCGGCAACCAUUGCGAUAGGUCGCUUCCAGUUGAGGCUCGCGGCGGCCACCACAACAAGUGCCCCCCACCAGCGGCACCUGCGCCAGUCAUCAUUGUCCCAGCACCUGCUGCACCGGCGCCUGUGGGAGUGCCUGUCCCCGUCCCAGAGCCUGUGGGAGUGCCUGUGCCAGUACCGGUCCCAGCGCCAGUGGGCGUUCCCGUCCCGGGCGUUCCCGUCACAGUCGUUCCAGCCCCGUACCAGUACGGCGGCCACAAAAAGGCAGACAACUCCACAGAAGAACCCGCUCCGACUGAGGGAAAGAGGCUGGUGUGA